Molecule: messenger RNA, 2113 nt
Organism: Ziziphus jujuba (common jujube)
Lineage: Eukaryota; Viridiplantae; Streptophyta; Magnoliopsida; Rosales; Rhamnaceae
Product: (6-4)DNA photolyase
Exons: 14
Coding region: 138-1808 (556 amino acids)
Biological process (GO): circadian regulation of gene expression; entrainment of circadian clock by photoperiod
Cellular component (GO): nucleus; cytoplasm
Molecular function (GO): FAD binding; DNA binding
Source: RefSeq, a predicted model, not a curated record
UCCAAUAAAAUUGCAGUAAAGUCACCUCAACCCACUUUAUCAUACGCCCGGAGCGCAGAUUAGCAAAUGCUUCCCAGUUUACCAAUGUUAAGGCGCGAACCGCAAAGACAGUUUAAAACUUUCGUCUGUACUUUGUGAUGCGGUCUUCGCUUUGUCUCACUUCGAAUCUGCAGGGUUCGAAUCCGUUAAUGGCGUUCGGGUCAGGCUCUCUGGUGUGGUUCCGUAAGGGACUCAGGAUCCACGACAACCCGGCUCUAGAGUUCGCCUCCAAGGGCACUGAUUUUCUAUACCCAGUCUUCGUGGUCGAUCCGCACUACAUGAAGCCCGACCCGGAUGCUUUUUCGCCCGGUUCAUCGCUGGCCGGACUGAACCGUAUAAGGUUCUUGCUGGAGAGCCUGGUGGAUUUGGAUUCGAACCUGAAGAAGCUCGGGUCCAGAUUGUUGGUGCUUAAGGGCGAACCAGGCGAGGUCAUUAUUCGUUGCUUGGAGCAGUGGAAUGUGAAAAAGCUUUGCUUUGAAUAUGAUACGGAACCAUAUUACCAAGCCAUGGACGUUAGAGUUAAGGAAUAUGCAUCAGCAGCUGGAAUUGAGGUAUUCUCUCCUGUGAGUCAUACCCUUUUCAAUCCUGCAGAUAUCAUACAAAAGAAUGGAGGAAAGCCGCCGCUGACUUACCAAUCAUUUCUGAAGCUUGCCGGGCAACCUUCAUGGGCUUCCUGCCCUCUUUCAAUCACAUCUACUUCGCUUCCCCCUGUUGGGGAUUUUGGAAACUGUAAGAUUUCUGAAGUUCCUACAGUGACAGAGCUUGGCUAUGAAGACACUGGACAGGAUGAAUUGACUCCUUUCAGAGGUGGUGAAUCUGAAGCCUUGAAGAGGUUGAGAGACUCAAUAAGUGACAAUCAAUGGGUGGCGAAUUUUGAGAAACCUAAGGGCGAUCCGUCUGCAUUUCUAAAGCCAGCAACAACUGUUUUAUCACCUUAUCUGAAAUUCGGAUGUCUAUCUUCAAGGUACUUCUACCAAUGCCUUCAAGAUAUAUACAAGAAUGUCAAGAAGCACACAUCACCUCCGGUUUCCCUUGUUGGACAGUUGUUAUGGCGAGAAUUCUUCUACACCGUGGCUUUUGGAACUCCUAAUUUUGAUCAGAUGAAGGAUAGUAGAAUAUGUAAGCAGAUACCUUGGAACAACAAUGAAGACUUAUUGGCAGCCUGGAGGGAUGCCAGGACUGGGUACCCUUGGAUUGAUGCGAUCAUGGUGCAGCUUCGCAAGUGGGGUUGGAUGCACCAUUUGGCAAGGCAUUGUGUAGCAUGUUUUCUUACUCGAGGAGAUCUGUUUGUUCACUGGGAGAAAGGCCGUGAUGUUUUCGGGAGACUCCUGAUUGAUUCUGAUUGGGCAAUUAACAAUGGAAACUGGCUAUGGCUAUCGUGCUCAUCAUUUUUCUACCAGUAUAAUCGUAUAUACUCUCCAGUCUCUUUUGGUAAGAAGUACGACCCGAAUGGUGAAUAUAUUAGGCAUUUUCUCCCUGUAUUGAAAGAUAUGCCAAAGGAGUACAUUUAUGAGCCGUGGACAGCUCCGCUAAGCAUUCAAACUAAAGCAAAGUGCAUUGUUGGAAAAGAUUAUCCAAGGCCAGUGGUUUUUCAUGAUUCUGCUAGCAAAGAAUGCAAGAGGCGAAUGGGAGAAGCAUAUGCAUUGAACCAGAAGUUGAAUGGCUUGGUAAGUGAACAAGACUUGCAUAGCCUGAGGAGAAAAUUAGAUGAAGAUCAGAAUCACGAUGACACUAAAGCGAAAAGGCAAAGACAAAAGCUGAUUGGCUAAUUGGAAAAAUUAGUGGCUGAUGUGCACGAAAUCAGGAUUGUACAACAUCAAUCAAAUGGCGUGGAUGAAAGGCUCAUGAUCACUAUCUGACUUCCAAUUUGAUAAGAGUUGUAAGCUACUAAAUCAAAUCAGGCAGAUCUUUUGGGCGAUGAAUAUCUUAAAUUGUCUUAGUUUCAUUAAUUUUUUGGUGGUGUUUGUGUUAAAAUGUAUUUCUAUGUAAAGCACAUAUAUGUGGCGAUUACUUUCUAGCAAGAUAUAGUUUAUUAAGUCUCUCGAGCAUGAGAUGCCUUGCUUUGCUUUUUGGA